Molecule: messenger RNA, 1446 nt
Organism: Hordeum vulgare subsp. vulgare (domesticated barley)
Lineage: Eukaryota; Viridiplantae; Streptophyta; Magnoliopsida; Poales; Poaceae
Exons: 7
Coding region: 349-1029 (226 amino acids)
Biological process (GO): regulation of DNA-templated transcription
Cellular component (GO): histone deacetylase complex
Molecular function (GO): transcription coregulator activity; protein binding
Source: RefSeq, a predicted model, not a curated record
CUCCUCUCCUCUCCUCUUUGAGCCAAGAGAGAAAAAGAAACAAGAAGAAGCGCUGUGCUCUGCUCUGCUCUGCUCUGCAAAAUUGGAUCUUCUUCACAUCCUGCGCCUGCAUUCCCUCCGGAUCGAUCGAUCUGCUCCGAUCCGAUUCGAUUCCAUCCGAUCCGAACAAGCAAGCAAUUGGAUUGGAUUGGAUUGCGCUCCUCCUCUCCGAUCCACGCAAUUGCGAUUGCAAAAUUGCAAAUUGCAAUUCGAGGGAGGGAUCGCUGGCCGCUCCAUUGCUACCAUUCUGGAUCCGCCCCUUCAUCAGAGCAGAGCAGGGACAGGGAGACAUCAGGCCGGUGAAGCAGUAUGAUGAUGGGGACCGAUGUCUGUUCUUCGCGGAUGCUGUCGCUGCCCCGCUACGAGAGCGGCGACGAGGAGCUCACCGUGCUGCCCAGGCACACCAAGGUCGUCGUCACCGGUAACAACCGGACAAAGUCCGUGCUGGUCGGCCUACAGGGUGUUGUCAAGAAGGCUGUUGGCCUUGGAGGCUGGCACUGGCUGGUUCUGAAGAAUGGUGUGGAGGUGAAGUUGCAGAGGAAUGCCCUGAGUGUCUUGGAGGCUCCAACUGGCAAUGAAGACGACGACGAGAUCGAUGGCAACAACAACUCGUUCUGCGGCAGCUUCGACAUGGGAGACAAAGACAUGAACUAUUCAAGCAUCGAGUACCAGAAGCCAACAAAGCCGAGGGUCCGGCACACAAGGCCAUGGUCUUCCUGCACGACGACGUCCAGCAGCCGGGCCAACCUUCACUCGACCUCGAAGCUGCGAGCGAGAGUGAACCUGACAAAGCUUGGAACGCCCACACUAUGGAGAUACUGGAAGCACUUCAACCUUGUGAGCAUGAACCCGAGCCCGUCAGAGGAGCAGCUGUUCCAUGGGGUCCAGCAGCAUUUCCAGUCCCAGCAAUUGGAUGAGUUGCAGGUGAUCCUGGGGUUCAUCCAGACGGCAAAGAGGCUCAAGACCCUGUACAACAACUCCUCCUGCUAGCCUUCAUCUUCAUCUGCAUAAUAUGCUUCAUCUUCGCCUUCAGCUUCGCCGGUUGUUAGUAGAUGUCAAGAAGAGAAGAGAAGAGGUUAGAUGAUGAUGCAUCAUGUCAUGUGGUUAAGAAAGUAAGUAAGUAAGUUAAUGGUAGUCUCCUCCUUGAGAAGUUAUGAAGAGAGAGGGAGGGAGGGAAGCGAUUUCUACUGGCACAUUUGAUCAGUACAAAUUCUUCUUCUUUAGCUUCUUCUUCUUGUUACUCCUUGUAAUGAUGAGAUAGAGAGGGAGAGGGAGAGGGAGAGCGAGAUGCUGCUGCUGUUUGUUGUGACUGACCACCAAGACCAGACCAAUCUACUAAUCUCAGUUAUUUGGAGAUGCUAAAUAGUAUUAUAGUUAAUUAAUUAUGUGAAGAAGCUAUUCUAUGGA